This is a messenger RNA of Bathycoccus prasinos, 2355 nucleotides long. RefSeq lists its product with no specific name. NCBI's taxonomy places the organism in Eukaryota, Viridiplantae, Chlorophyta, Mamiellophyceae, Mamiellales, Bathycoccaceae. The record is from RefSeq and is a predicted model, not a curated record. The coding region runs from base 1 to 2355 and encodes 784 amino acids. The transcript has a single exon.
AUGGACGGUGCAUCUUCCUCUUCUUCCUCCUCGUCUGAUGAUGACGAUACUGUCGGGGCUGGCGGCGGCGACAAGAGUCUCGGCAGGAAGAAGAAAAAGAAAACGGGUUUGCAAACAUCCGAGUUGCUCUCAAAAACGGGAAUGAGCUUCGAUACGUCUCAGUUUUUAGACGUGGAGAGGAGAAAGGAAAUGAUUGAGAGAGGGAAAAAAGAUGCGAUGGAAGAUGUUGUGAGAUCGAUUCGAUUUGGCGGUGGUGGUGGUGGUGGUGGCGGUGGAGUUGACGGGGCUGACGUUGCAAAAAAUAAGGAACGACGAACGGUAUCGAAAACGAUGUCUUUAUUUACCGUUGAAGAGCACUUGCGUAUCGUCGCGCAACCCGCGGUGCGGAACUUUUGCAUGCAUAUUUUAGCUCUGACGGAGUGCAGAAUCGACGAAGCGACGUGUGAAGACGUGCAGAAAUUACUCGACUCUCUGCAGAAAGAAUUCGGUGGUAGUAACAAGGCGAAUAUUGAAGCGCUGUGCGACGCCAUGGAGAGUAAACUGUUCGAGUUGAGCAAGACGUUGGUGAGCGGUUGGAGAGGCAAGGCGAUCUUUUCUGGGAUAGAAGACGGCAAUGGCGACGACAAUAACAUCAAUAGUAAUAAUAAUAGUACGGAUUUAGAGGCAAUUUUGGAUUACUUAAUUGCGACGACGUGCCACGAGUGCAUAGAAAACGUGUGCGUGAAACUCGACGAAGAGACCAAUAUCGACAUCGUAGUGUUUCCGAGACUUGUUCGGUUCGCGAGGAAUUCAGCGUUGAAACUCGGAGGAGAGACAAAUCCAUACUCGCACGAGUUGAAUAGAUUUUCGGAAAAAGUAUCUCAAGCUUUGAAGCGAGGAUUGGCGACGAUUGAAAUUAGCGAAGUGAUUGAAAAUGAGUUGCCAGCGGUGUUGCGAGCGUACAACUUGCGAUUUCUGAGAGAUUUGAAGAAGAACAAGCAUUUGAGAAUAAGCACCACUGGUAAUGCUAAUGGUAGUAGUUCUCAUGGAAAUACCACUAGUCAUUUUAGCAACGAUAGCAAUAGAAGGAGAACAUUUACGGGUGCGCACGGCUCGCUCUCGCUUAACGAUGUGGCGUCGUUACCGUCGCAGUCGCCAGAGAAGCGGAAGAAAAACAAGAAUAGUGGCGGAGGAGGUGGAUACUUUUUUGGUCUCGUCGGUGGUGGAACAGACACAAACACCAGCAAAAAUAGGAAGCGGCAACGUAGAGAAGAAGAAAAGAAAGCUUUUGAGACCGUCCGAAGUCAAAAAACGGCGCUGGAUGCGCAAGACGCUUUACUCAUCUCUUGGAUUCGUUCGGCGUUGGAGGUUCGUGAGGAUUUCUUUGACGAAGAUGAUUCAGAUUCUUCUGACGAUGACGACGAUAGCGACGAUGGUGUCCGUGGUAGCAGUGCAGCGCCGUCGACAGCACCAUCGUCGUCCGUGGCGAUUCGGAGCGGAUUGGUGCUCACCGGGUCCCAAGUCGUCAAGGACUGGCAACGUGAGGAUGGCUUCACUUUGAAAAGGCGAUGUCGAACUUCAAAACCAGAUUUUUUAUCGAAAGAUGGCGACCCGGUCGACGAAGACGAUGAUACGGACAUUUGGACGACGGAAAAUUUAUCCACGGGCCCGUUUCAAGCGCACUUCACGCGAGCGCUUUCCAGCUUAGAGAACGCUUUGCGAAGAGCGAAAACGUGUAAGACAGAGGCAACUUCCGUGGCUUCGGCGGCGAGGGUGAUAUUGGCGGCUUCCAGAACAGCUCGCGGUGGCGAAGAAUUGGAGUUAUGCACGAGUUUGUUCGGUGAUCCGCCGUACUUCGCCGUUUUAGGUCUCAAUUCGAGAGAAUACGACAAUAAGCUCGACCUCGGUGGUCCUCCGGUUGAGAUUUUUGUGGAAGAAAAUCGGGUCACGGUGCAGUGUCGCUCGGUGUAUGAGAUUACCAGACAUCCGAUUGACGACGACGAUUUUGCCAAUGACGAUGCCCUUUUCAUGCCCAUACCAUGGUGCGCAAUCGCAAUAUCGUACACUACAAUCCUCGAAACGAACCCGCUCGAUGGCAUAUUGGAAGUAAAACGAACGCGGUGCGGUCUAAACAAACGCGUUUCGCAAAAACGCCUCAACCGUUUUUUACGCAACAAACAUACUGGAACAGGCGGUAAGAGUGUUACAUCUGCGAACGUAAACGAUAACAAUAGUAAUAAUAAUGAAGACGACGACGAUAAGGAGGAGGGGAAAAGGAAAUCGAAGAAUAUGAAUACUAAAAGUUCUAAUAGUGCGGACAGCACCGAUGGUGGUGGUAUAUUGAAUUCUUUGUUUAGCGCCGUGUUCAACUUUUAA